Messenger RNA from Planococcus citri (citrus mealybug), 2826 nucleotides. RefSeq lists its product as uncharacterized. NCBI's taxonomy places the organism in Eukaryota, Metazoa, Arthropoda, Insecta, Hemiptera, Pseudococcidae. The record is from RefSeq and is a predicted model, not a curated record. Bases 1 to 2826 code for a protein of 941 amino acids. The transcript has a single exon.
AUGCCGAUGCGGUUACCGGAAUAUUUAUCAGAGGAAUUUUUGGAUCACUUACCUGAUCGAAUGCGACGAUUAUUUGAGAUGACGGCCGAUCGAAAUUCUCCGAAUCCUGGAAUUGACAAUGCACGUAGAUCCAGCUUUCCAUUGGUCAGUCAGGAUGCAUGUGUAACCGAAUUGAGACCUGAAACAAACAGUAGAGAUUAUGAUAGCGAUGGUUUCCAAAAUCAGAGUAUUACAAACCAUGAAAGCUGUAAAAUUCAAAAUACUCACAAUCAGCAGUUACGACGUUCGAGUAGAAAUGCUGCAAAGAAUGCUGAUAUUCAACGCCGGAAUCAGUUAGGAAUUCAAGCCACGCCGAAAAUCAAGCCUAAAAUGAAGGAUCGAAAAUUAUUGCGCAGAUUGCACGAGAAUAUUUUAGAUCAGAGAAGAGAAUGGCGCAGUGCUGAAAUAAAAAUUGAUUCGAUCGAGUAUCAAGAAGCACUCGAAGAAGGCGAUUUAUUUUUCCUGAAUGAUGAUCAAGAUGAGAUCGACGCAAGCGGUGCUGAUGAAGCGAAAGCUGGAAACGGUGCACAACCGUCAGGUGAAGAAACCCCUGAGGCGUCGAUUUUGCAGUUUCAACCUGAUUAUGAACUUGAAGGUGAACUUUCCCGGUCGGAUAAGUACAUGAAGAAUAUAGCAGAGUCCAAAAUGGCUCAAAUUUGUAAUUUUGAUCCGGUAAAUUUUGAUAAAAAAAUUGAGAUAAAAAUUGAAAAAAGGCCAGAAGAAUUAUUUCCGAAAACUUUAACAGAGGAGGAAUUAAUUUUCCAUAAAUGGGCCUAUUCAUCUGCUGACAAUCACGAUAGCAACGAUAAGGUUAUUGCUCAGCGAGUCAUUGAUUCUGAGAAAGCCAUCUCAAAAACCAGAGAGGAUGUAGGCAACCUAUAUCUGGAGCUGCGUGCUCAAAUAGCGAAUAUGAAAUCAGAGUUAAAGAGAGAAAAUGAUAAAAAAAUCGAAGAUUUGAAAUCAGAGAUGAAAUCAAUUUUUAAAGCUUACAAAGAAACCACCGAUAGAGUACUCACAUCUCACGUCCUCAUUAUGAAUAAAAUGAAGGAAAGAAAUAUGUACCAAGGUGGACUAUUAUAUCAGAUGCAGUUACAACAUGUUGAGUUUAUCGAGAAUAUGGAAGAAGAACGUGCUGCAUAUUUUGAAUGGAAAGAUCACGUGGAUGGAUUUAUAGAAAAUCUCCACGAACCGGAUGAACCACCCUACCAGCCCCCUGUUGUGCCACCAGUUGCGCACAACGUGAACAGUAACAUCGUUGGUAACACUGCCAGUCGCAGCAGUGGAAAUACCAGUAAAGGUGUGGGUCUCUUCCGAGGAAGGAGGGACUCAAAUGAUCGAUCUAGAUCCCCCGCCCCUUCCAGGGGCAACUCGAAUUCGAACAAUAACAACUUCAAUAACGACAGACAUUGCACUCCGAGUAACGGUAAUCGAAAUAGAUCAUCAUCCAGAGAUUCUAGAUCCCGUAGAUCGCGUUCGCGAAGUAACACACCGCGACGCGACAGCCACGACAGCCGAGGCAGCAGCGAUCGACGCGAAAGCAGAGACAGCCGCGAUAGGCGAGACGGUAACGGCAGCAGUGAUCACAGUGAUCGUCGUGAUCGACGCGACAGCUACAAUAGUCGCGAUCGAGAUAACAGAGAUGAUCGAAAUAAUCGUAGUGGCGAUGAUCGAAGGAGCAGCGAUUAUAACAAUAACAGUAAUCGCAAUUACAAUGCCAAUAACAACAAUGGCAACAGAGAUGAUCGAAACAGUCGACGUAACGAUGAUCGAGAGCCUGAAAUUGAUCCAAGAUGGCUUCAGGCUGAGCGUGAGCAGCAAAACCACCCCCCAGAGCGCAGGCUAAAUUAUCGAAUCCAGUUUGGCGGUACCAAUACCAACAUUAGGCCUGAUAGAUUGCGCGAAUUUGGUGUUAGUUAUUCAGAAGAAAAUAAGUACCAAGUUUACAAUUUUAUUCACCGUUUUGAGAGACGUAUGCAGCCAUAUCAGGUAUCUCAAAGUCAAUACUGUGAUGCUCUGAUGGUGCUUAUCGAUGAUAAGCUGAUACAUAUGGCACCCUGGAAAGAUCUUCAGGAAAAUAGCACUGAUUAUUAUCAACUCAGAAAGGAUUUUAUUGAUUGCGCUUGGAGCCCUCAGAGGCAAAAUGAGGCGAGAAAUCACUUUAGGAAUAUGUCAGUGUGCAAAACGUCAUCAACCACUCAGUGCUCUGAGUUAAUGAUAUGGUUGAAAGUUCUGAAGACCACCAAUUCACCAUUCGAAGAUAUAAUAAUGAUGAUUUAUUAUAAACUAACAUCCAGUCUCAGACCUCGUUUUACUGAGAUUGAACUUCAAGACAUCAACAUCUUCGAAAAAAGGCUAAACGCGAUGACUCGUGUGGAAGAGUUUGCUCAGAAACCAGCUGAACCUGAAAGGCCUACUCAGACUCGAAAUAUUCAGCAGAGAUCUGAAAAUCGUCGAUCUAGCUUUGGUGGAAAAGAUAGACGCUCUAAUUCGUACAAUUCUCGCAACAACAACAGUGAGAGCAAAAAUGAGCGCACAACUGAUCAGCAGAAAAAAUCGUAUGACAAGUAUAGAAACCAGCCCAAAUCAGAGACGAUGAAAAAUGGUCAGAAAGAGAAAAAAGAUGAGCACAGGUAUAAAAAGCCUAACAAAGAAAACGCUCAUCAGGUGAAUUCAGUCACUGGAAAAGAAGAAACGCAAUCAGAGACUGAAGUUUCAGACGAACAGACCCCCCCUACAUCACCAGAGGGGUCUAUUGAUUCAACAGGAAUGCCGUCGGGAAACGAGUAG